This is a messenger RNA of Bipolaris maydis ATCC 48331, 1824 nucleotides long. Its product is annotated as globin-like protein. Gene Ontology annotation, molecular function: nitric oxide dioxygenase [NAD(P)H] activity; oxygen binding; heme binding. Gene Ontology annotation, biological process: nitric oxide catabolic process; cellular response to nitrosative stress. The record is from RefSeq and is a predicted model, not a curated record. Lineage: Eukaryota; Fungi; Ascomycota; Dothideomycetes; Pleosporales; Pleosporaceae. Gene Ontology annotation, cellular component: intracellular anatomical structure.
UGGGUGGAUGGUAAAGGAAGGUAUAUAGAUGCCAUGGUGAAAGAGUAUGGUUUAUUCAUACCACAUAUUCACACAUAGACAACAACGACAGACUUCAUAUCUACAUACUAGUAACUCGACUAUCAAGCAUAAGAAAAGUUACUUAAACUUUAGCAAGGAGAGACAAAACGAACACACACACGCACAAUGGCCACCCUAACACCAACCCAAGUCCAAAUCAUCAAGAGCACCGUCCCCGUGCUCGCAGAACACGGGACGGCAAUAACCACUCGGUUCUACCACGACAUGCUGGAAGCAAACCCUGAACUCAAAAACAUCUUCAACAACACCCACCAAGCCACAGGCCACCAGGCGCAAGCCCUCGCCGGGUCCCUGUACGCCUACGCUGCCAACAUCGACAAUCUGGGCAAGCUGAGUCCCGCGGUUGAACUCAUCUGCCACAAGCAUGCCAGCCUCUUUAUCCGCGCCGAUCAAUACGACAUUGUCGGCAAGCACCUCCUGUCCACCAUGGCGAGCGUGCUCGGCGGCGCCGCAACACCCGAGAUCUUGGAUGCGUGGGGCGCCGCGUACUGGCAGCUGGCCAACCUGAUGAUCAGCAAGGAGAGCCAGCUGUACCGCUCGACGUCGUACUGGCCGUCAUGGCAGGACUUUCGAAUUGCCAAGAAAGUCCGCGAGAGCGAGGAGAUUACGUCGUUUUAUCUCGAACCGGUGGAUGCUGCUAAACUAAAGCUGCCGCGGUUCAAGCCGGGGCAGUACGUCUCGGUUAGGGUGUUUGUGGAGGAGCUGGAUGGUGGUGUGUGGCAGGCUAGACAGUAUAGUUUGAGUGAUGCACCGGGCAAGAGCUAUUUGCGCAUCAGCGUCAAGAGAGAGGCUGGAGUGGUGCUUGGGGAAGACAAGGACAUGACGCAUGUGGGGUACAUUUCAAAUCUGCUGCACGACGCAAAGCACGAGGGCGAUGUGGUGCAAGUGUCGCAUCCGUUUGGAGAUUUCCACCUUGUAGAUUCCGGGGAAGCGGGUCAAGACGACAACGACAACGACACAGCAGCAACAGCAGGACAAGGCCCAGUGGUGCUCAUCUCGGCGGGUGUCGGUGUGACUGCGCUCAUGUCCAUGUUGAAUUUUUUGAUUGACGAGGGAGUUUCAGCUAGGCCCAUUACUUGGAUCCAGGGUGCGCGCAACUCGCAGACCAGGGCCUUCAAGAAGCACAUGGACCAGUGUGUUGUCGCGAACCAUGGGAACGUGCAUGCCAUCUACUACCUGUCACGCCCAAGCCAAGAGGAUAUGCAGGGCCACGACUAUGAUAUCAAAGGCCGUGUGGAUCUCGAUCGCGUCGACAGGACAAUUCUCCACACGGACAAUAGCAGCACGCUGUACUACUGUUGCGGGCCCACAUCGUUCAUGCUCGACGUUGAGGCCCAGUUGAAGAGCUAUGGCGUUCCAAGUGAGCGGGUGAAGAUGGAGUUGUUUGGUACUGGUGGAGUUCCUAGGAUCUGAGAAUCAUGACCACUACUUACGUACUCCAUUGUCGGUCUUUUUUUUUGAUCUUCAAUUUUUCCCCCCUCUGAUGAUCAUGAUUGUAUUUUGAUAUCGGGCGUAAGUCGGCAGUUGCCACUUGUCUUUUUUUUCUUACUACAUAUAGUGUUUGUGCGGACCGACACGAGGAGUGGGUUCGGGUUCGCAAAUGUGCUGUAUUAUGUAUACUACUGCUAUUAGGAGACUCAGCUCAUCCCGCCUAUCGGGGAUAUUUGAUGACGCAACUGACUCAUUGAGCACGACGUGUCUGUGCAGUCGUCAUGUUUCACCUGUAUUUUGCGGCGUUUGGUG